GCCGAGAUCGUGUUCCAAAUGUUGUCGUCUGAAUAAUCUACCUCUUGUGAUUGACCGAACACAUAAACGUACAUAUCGAGGUGCAACAUGUCGCCAACGUUCUCGUGGGAACGCGGCGCUUAUCUAGCCCUGGCGUCAGGGAUUCUUUAUGUACUCUGCGGCGCCGUUUACAGGCUAUAUUUCCACCCCCUGUCCAAGUUCCCGGGGCCAAAGAUGGCCGCCGUAACAGGUUGGUAUGAGACCUAUCAUGACCUGGUUCGUCGCGGAAUGUUCGUGUGGGAGAUUCAAAGGAUGCAUGAAAAAUACGGUCCUAUCAUCCGAAUCAACCCAAACGAAUUGCACAUCAAAGACUCGGAGUUCUUCGACGAACUGUAUGCGCCAGCGUCUAAAAAGCGCGACAAAUACAAAGACUGGGUCAUUCUGUCCGGCACUCCGAAUGCCUCUUUCUCAACGGUUGCGCAUACCCACCACCGCCUGCGCCGCAGCGCUCUCAACCCAUUCUUCUCCAAAAAAGUCGUCGGAAGCAUGGAACCGCUGAUUCUGGAAAAGAUCGAACGUCUCGCCACCAGAUUUACGGAAGCUGCUCAAGGUACUGGCGACAAACCGGUGCUGCGACUGGAUGCUGCGUUUAUGGCGCUAACAAUGGAUAUCAUUUGUCAUUACGCCUAUGGCGAGAGUUACAAUUAUCUCGCAGACGAAGAUUUCCGGGCUAGAUGGCGGGAAGCUAUAGUUUCGGCAUUAGAAAAUGGAAUCUUGCUACGCAAUUUCCCCUGGAUGUUGCCGCUCUUGCAGAACAUUCCUUACUGGGUUCUACAGCGGGUUAACCCGAAUGCUGCAGCACUCAUGGAAUGGUCGGACCUAGUUAAGCAAAAGGUUGACAUCAUGAUGAAAGAGCAUAAUCGGGGAAAUAAAGCGAGCGGUACAAUUUUCCAUACAGUACUGGACAGCGAGUUGCCGCCAGAGGAGAAAUCAGCGGCAAGACUGCUCGAAGAGGGCCAGUCGGUAGUCGGAGCCGGCAGUGAAACAACGGCUAACACGCUCACAAUAAUCACGUUUUAUUUGUCUAGCAAUAAAACUAUACUUAGGAAACUACGUACUGAACUAGAGUCACUCCCCGCCGAGACGCCAAUGUUGCCACAACUGGAGAAACUCCCAUAUUUGACAGCUGUCAUCUGCGAAGGAUUGCGACUGAAUGUUGGUGUUAUGAGCAGGUCGCCCCGUAUUGCACAUGAAGUCAUUCGCUAUAAGGAAUGGUCAAUUCCUUCGGGGACACCCGUCAGCGAGUCAACCUACUUUGUGCUUCAGGAUCCGGAAAUAUUCCCUAACCCCGAAGAGUUCAUUCCGGAGCGAUGGAUUGAAGCACAACAAAGCGGCUUCCGGCUAGAUCGCUUUUUGGUUUGUUUCUCUAAGGGAAGUCGAGCAUGUCUAGGCAUCAACCUGGCGUAUGCGGAACUGUACCUCACUCUAGCUAAAAUAAUACCACGGUUUGAAUUCGAGCUCUUCGAGACUGAUGUCACUGAUAUCAAACCCGAACGUGACUUUUUUGUCCCAGUCGCCAGGCUGGAUUCUAAAGGCGUGAGGGCGAAAGUCUCGGAGGCUUUAUGAGCGGCUUUAUGAGGUAUAUUCUUUGUCUAUUGAGUAUAUAGUGUGCUUGUACCUUGAAGUGGUCAUGUAAUACUUGGUAAUUCUCGACUUUUGAAGGGGCAUAAUCCUCUCUUGUAAUGAACAUAGCUUGAUUUCCACCUUGUGACUUUGUUAAUAUAGAGAGAAUCAAUAGACAACAGUACUCUUCAUACUGUCUUGUAAAAUAUGACAACUGUGUCCGGGUAGCAAAUGCACAAAUUGAUAUUCUUGAGCGAUAGGUACGUCAAUUGAUACAUGGCAGUGAACGCC
Molecule: messenger RNA, 1893 nt
Organism: Talaromyces proteolyticus
Lineage: Eukaryota; Fungi; Ascomycota; Eurotiomycetes; Eurotiales; Trichocomaceae
Product: putative cytochrome P450
Exons: 5
Coding region: 88-1605 (505 amino acids)
Molecular function (GO): oxidoreductase activity, acting on paired donors, with incorporation or reduction of molecular oxygen; iron ion binding; monooxygenase activity
Source: RefSeq, a predicted model, not a curated record